This is a messenger RNA of Macrosiphum euphorbiae (potato aphid), 1368 nucleotides long. Lineage: Eukaryota; Metazoa; Arthropoda; Insecta; Hemiptera; Aphididae. The record is from the annotation of a GenBank genome assembly.
AUGUUCAGUGUAGUAAAUGAUAAAAUACCUCAGAUUGUUUUCGCGUUAUCAGCGUCUCUGGGAGCGUUCGUCAUCGGAACAGUGCUCGGAUGGUCCUCGCCAACUCUGACGAUGUUUGAGAAAGGGACCGCUGUUAGCUUCGAGGUGUCGGCCAUGGCCGCUGCGACCGCGUGUUCGCUGUUUGGGGUGGGCGCCGUGAUUGGUGCGGUUCCGGCUGGUGCCGUGUCGUCCGUGUUCGGUCGGCGAGUGUCGCUCAUCGUCAGCGAGGCGCACGUGGUCUUCGGGUGGCUGAUGAUCGCUUUCCCGAAGGCUGCGAGGAUGUUGUACGUGGGUCGGAUACUGCAGGGCGUCGGGUGCGGUGCCAUGUGUACCAUAAUACCCAUGUACGUCGGCGAGAUAGCCGAACCUGAGAUCCGAGGGUUCCUCGGCGGUUUGUAUCAGUUGUUUGUCGUAUCCGGCAUCUUGUACUCGUACGUGCUCGGCAACUUUUUGAAUUAUAACCAACUCAACUUGGCGUGUGGAGUAUGGAUGGUGAUCCACAUACUGGGUGUGCUGUACAUACCGGAAUCGCCAUAUUUCCUGAUUCAGGAGAACAAAAGAGUUGGCGCCGAAGAGGCGAUGGCCCGGCUACGGGACCCCAGUCACGACUGCAAGUCCGAGCUCGACGAGAUACAGAAAUUCAUCGAAGAAGAGCAGAAGAACAGUUACACGGCACGCGAGGUGCUCGAGAAGGACGUGAAUCGGAGGGCGCUGACGAUCGGCAUCGGUUGCAUGUUUUUCCAGCAGAUGACCGGCAUCAACGCCAUCAUAUUCUAUAUGAAACACGUGUUCGAGAUUUCGGGAAGUGACAUCAGCCCCGAAGUGUGCACGACCGUCGUGGGGACAAUACAGGUGGCAAUGACAUUCGCGUCUAUGAUGAUCACGGACAAGUUUGGCAGACGAUCAUUAAUGGUGUACUCGAUGACUUUGAUGGGCAUCUGUUUACUGGCUCUGUCGUAUUAUUUUUUUUCAAAAAAAUACAACCCCCACGUGGCUGAAACGCUGGACUGGUUACCACUGGUGGCAAUAGUGUUUUACAUAUCCAUGUUUUCCAUCGGUUGCGGUCCCAUACCGUACAUAAUCAUUGGGGAAAUAUUCUCAUCAGAACUCAAGUCGAUGGGCACGGGCAUGUCAAUCGCCACCAAUUGGAUAUUGGUCUGGUUGGUAACUUGUCUGGCCGAACCUAUGGACAAAUUUAUCGGCCCAAGUGGUACGUUUUUCGUGUACUCAGGGUUCUGCUUUAUGGGUAUGUUGUUCGUCGUGAAUUGCGUACCGGAGACCAAAAAUCGAUCUCUAGCUAUGAUUCAAUCGGAUCUCGAAAAGAACUAA